CCGUUAGGCGUGUUGACUUGACGGAAGGGUAAAGCAAAAGAAAAUCUCGAUCUUGAAAAUAUCUGUACAAAGAGAAGAGAUCAAUAGACUUGCUGUGCAGUGUUGGUACUGAAUGACGAGUCCUAGCAGACGUGCAUACACCUACCGUGCAGGCUUCUUCGCGCAGAAGGAAGGAACCGGUUUGCCGGGAGAGAGAUUAGAAACAUAAAAAACAUAUAAAUACAGGGUGAUACGAAGUUCUUUGACCAGACAAAGACACCAUGAAUCCCCGGGAAUGCCGAGAUAGCAGAAAGUCACAGAGGGCUGACCCAUGUAAGGGUACACAGGGCGCUGUCACCACAGCUCAGGAGGCAAGAACACGUUCAACUGGAUGGAGCUGUCGGACAUCAAGAGCAAGUCGUACCUCCAGUCGGAGUACAUCGACAAGGCCGCCAAGCUCCUGGACUCGCGCUGUGUCAACCACGGGGUGGUCUUCGUCAAGGACUCCACAGUGGAUGAGAAAGUGAACAGAAUGAAAGACACGUGGAUCCCUUACAAGACGCUGACCAACUUUGCCUUGCACCUCUACGACAACGAAGACCAGUUCUGGUCUAUCUACAACUCGCCCGAGUAUCGACCGUUGAGAGAGGCCCGGCACCAGCUGUGUAACACCACGUCCCUGCUGUUCACUGUGGACCCACGCAUCGCAUAGAUAGAUAGGACUCACUCCUGGACGCUCGCACUGUGAGGCUUUGCUGCCACGAACAAGAAUGUUUUACGCGGGUGCCAAAGACGUCGAAGAGCCAUGUAAUUAAGGUGUUGGGCGGGGAGAAAGGGGGUUUUAACUUUUUUUGGUGGGGUUAGAUUUUGCUUUUUGCUUUUUUUAUGGGGGGCGGAGUGGAGGGGGUCUGGAGUCUUUCCUUUUUAUUUCACAUUUUUCACAACGAUCUCUCCCAUCAAUUGUUCUUAUUUAAAUCGCAAUCUGGUUUUGGUGUAUAGAUAUAAUAUGCAUAAAUAUAAAUAUUAUUUUCGUCAUUGUAGAAUCUCUUGCAAUAUCACUGUUAGACUACUGCAGCGCAUUACACUCUGUAGAAGCUUGUAUAACCUUCACAUGAUGUUGGCUCUCAUACUCUUAAUAGCAUGGGAAAAUAUUUCUGCAAUACAAUCUUGUGCUGUUUAACGAUUACCUGAGGUCAAGGCUACUCAAAGACCAGAAAAACUAAAAGAGUACACUGAGAGCAUCAUUAUGACCAGCAAUACGAUUCGAUAUAUUUAUUCACUCUCUACAUGUUCAUUUCUUUCGAAUCAACGAUAGCAUCGUUGCCUGCAAUAUUUUUUUGUUUUUCCACAUAAUCACUUUCUCUUCCUCGACAAAGGACAUUUAACUUUGAGACAAAGAAGGGAAAAUAUGGGGGCCGGGAAUCCGUUACAUGAUGUGAAUCGGGUUUUGUUUUUUUUCCUUUUUAGCCAAGCAAUAUACACAAUUACAAUGUAGACAAGUUUGAGCUCUCAAACUUGCACAAUAUUAUUAUAUAACAUUUACAAUAAAAAAUAUUGAAACAAAAACUUCA
This is a messenger RNA of Aplysia californica (California sea hare), 1550 nucleotides long. RefSeq lists its product as uncharacterized. The record is from RefSeq and is a predicted model, not a curated record. NCBI's taxonomy places the organism in Eukaryota, Metazoa, Mollusca, Gastropoda, Aplysiida, Aplysiidae.